AUGCGUGAAAUCUUGCAUAUCCAAGGAGGCCAAUGCGGCAACCAGAUUGGCGCCAAGUUCUGGGAGGUCGUGUGCGCGGAGCACGGAAUUGAUUCCACCGGAAGGUACAGCGGCGACAAUGAUUUGCAACUCGAACGCGUGAACGUGUACUACAAUGAAGCUAGUUGCGGAAGGUUCGUCCCACGCGCCGUCCUCAUGGACCUCGAGCCUGGAACGAUGGACAGUGUCAGAUCGGGGCCGUACGGGCAGAUCUUCCGGCCGGAUAAUUUCGUUUUCGGGCAGUCGGGAGCCGGAAAUAACUGGGCAAAGGGGCAUUACACCGAGGGAGCAGAGCUCAUUGAUUCGGUUCUCGAUGUGGUGAGAAAAGAGGCUGAAAAUUGUGAUUGCCUCCAAGGUUUUCAAGUGUGCCACUCAUUGGGAGGUGGAACGGGAUCAGGAAUGGGAACUCUUCUCAUAUCUAAGAUUCGGGAAGAGUACCCAGAUCGCAUGAUGCUUACAUUCUCUGUUUUCCCAUCCCCUAAGGUGUCGGACACUGUUGUUGAGCCCUACAAUGCUACUCUAUCCGUCCACCAGCUUGUUGAGAAUGCUGACGAGUGUAUGGUUUUAGACAACGAAGCACUCUAUGACAUUUGCUUCCGAACCCUGAAACUCACAACCCCAAGCUUUGGAGACCUAAACCAUCUCAUUUCUGCUACCAUGAGUGGCGUAACUUGCUGCCUUCGCUUCCCGGGUCAACUCAACUCUGAUCUUCGUAAGCUUGCCGUCAACCUCAUUCCAUUCCCUCGGCUUCACUUCUUCAUGGCUGGGUUUGCUCCACUCACAUCUCGUGGGUCGCAGCAAUACCGAGCCCUCACUGUUCCUGAACUGACCCAACAAAUGUGGGAUGCAAAGAACAUGAUGUGUGCCGCUGAUCCUCGCCAUGGUCGUUAUUUGACAGCCUCAGCCAUGUUCCGCGGCAAGAUGAGUACUAAGGAGGUUGAUGAGCAAAUGAUUAAUGUACAAAACAAGAACUCGUCUUACUUUGUCGAAUGGAUCCCGAACAAUGUGAAGUCUACCGUUUGUGAUAUUCCUCCUACCGGUCUGAAGAUGGCUUCUACCUUCAUUGGAAACUCAACAUCAAUCCAAGAGAUGUUCCGGAGGGUGAGUGAGCAGUUCACAGCUAUGUUUCGUAGAAAGGCUUUCUUGCAUUGGUAUACUGGAGAAGGGAUGGAUGAGAUGGAGUUUACCGAGGCCGAGAGUAACAUGAACGAUUUAGUUUCCGAGUACCAGCAAUAUCAAGAUGCAACAGCAGACGAGGAAGGUUAUGAUUAUGAAGAUGAAGAGGAUGUCGAAGAGGAGGCCUAG
Messenger RNA from Fraxinus pennsylvanica, 1344 nucleotides. NCBI's taxonomy places the organism in Eukaryota, Viridiplantae, Streptophyta, Magnoliopsida, Lamiales, Oleaceae. The record is from the annotation of a GenBank genome assembly.